Messenger RNA from Gymnodraco acuticeps, 2111 nucleotides. It is a transcript of the gene thap4, whose product is annotated as THAP domain containing 4. The record is from RefSeq and is a predicted model, not a curated record. NCBI's taxonomy places the organism in Eukaryota, Metazoa, Chordata, Actinopteri, Perciformes, Bathydraconidae. The transcript has 5 exons. The coding region runs from base 719 to 1228 and encodes 169 amino acids.
UCACUGUUAUUUAUUUAUGAUUAUCUUUAGGCUCAGCAAAGAUUUGAUGUCAGCUGUUGCUGUUUUUUUUUUUAUAUAUAGUUAAUACUGAAAUAGAACCCUGCUGUUGUGUUAGGGCUUUUUCUUAAAUACAAUUUAAAAAUGUCGAUACAGUAGCUGUCCUUUUUUUAAAUGUCUAUGCUUAAGUUGUUAUAAGCUAGGUGUUGCUAUCUGCUUUGGGUAGCGUGGUUCUACAAGCAAGUCAGUGCAUUCAUUGGGUGGUAUCAGCAAGGGUCUGUAAAUUGAAUGAAAACAAUUGGCCACAGCAAAUCAUUUAUAUUAAAAAUGUAAUUUUUACUUUUGAAUACUUCAGUACAAAGGAUGUAUUGAAUACGUUAAGUGAUAUGUGUGUACAAAUAUAAAUCAUUUGUCAAAACAGGGCUACAUUUGAUUGAAUUAUAAAAGGUAUAUGUGGUCAAAUGAAGAGCAGUUUGGGAGCCGAAUGAGCCGGCUCUUCUUGGUUAGCCGAGCCAAAUGAUCCGGCUCACUGAAAAGAGCUGGAAUUCCCAUCACUAUUCAGAACUACAUUACCCAGGAUUCCCUUCUGUGAAAGCCGUAUAUAAAAUUGAUUAACAACACUGUCGCAGUUUAUUACGUGACAUAAUAGAGCAGGUGUGUUAGUACUUCUUCCUGAUUUAUACUCGCUUUAGAGUCUAUUGACUGCAAUUUGGAUUAUAAAAUGGCGUGUCCUGCAAAUCAGACAGUGGAGUUGAACCAAGCCCUCCUCGCCCUCGACUGGCUUCUGGGUACCUGGGAGUCGGAUGAACCUGGUGAGGGCAAUUUUCCCUCCAUAAAACCUUUCCACUACAUAGAGACACUGAACUUCAGCCAUGUGGGACAACCAGUCAUCAACUUCACGUUUAACGCCUUCCAUGCAGAGACCAAAAAGCCCAUGCACAGGGAGUGUGGUUUCAUUCGAAUGCAGCCGGGAACUAACAGAGUGGCGUUCAUCAUCGCACAAAACUCAGGUCUGGUGGAGAUUGAGGAGGGGGAUCUGACCGGGCAGCAGCUGAACCUUCAGAGCCAGGCGGUGGCCCGGACCUCCUUCGCCAGAGAGCCGUAUGUGCAGAAGAUUUCUCGAGUGAUUCAGCUCCGAUCAGAUGGGAGGCUGGAGCAGAGCGUUUCCAUGGCAACAGACAACCAGCCUUUGAUGCAGCACUUGCACAUCACCUACCGUCGGUCAUCAUAACCCAACAGGCUGCUGGGCUUCUUAUAAUAGCAGUAUUUUGGUCAGGAAAGACAAAUGUUGCUGAAAUGGGGCAUGAUGAAAAAUCACUGUUAAGUCAACGAAUCAUUUAAAACAGCUUGGGGUAGGGUGUGUAUUAUUGCAUUACAUACAAUAACUGAGAGUCAGGCAUUACAGUGAGAAAUGUGUAGAGUUAUAUUCAAAAAUGUAAAAAGCCCUGUGGAGUUUUCUUAUGAACAAACACACAUUAUGAUUAUAUUCAGUUUCAAACACCGUGUGUGUGUUCAUGAGGUUUAACAAAGCACAUUUCCUUCCUCAUAGAACAAGGUAUUUCAAAUACUCCAUUUACAGCCAUGGUAAAGAGCAACCUGUCUUCUUCUUCCCUGCAUUUGCUGGCAUUCUGCUGUAUAUCUCAGUACAUUACCAUCACCUGUAGAUUACUGAAAUAGAGUUAAACCAGAAACUACAGGUAUAAAACUCCACUGGGACAAUUUAUUAAAAAAUAAAUUAUUAUUAUUAUUAUUAUUUGCACUUAAUGGCCUUGGCUAAGUACGGAUGCUUACGGUAUAUUUAUAUAUAUUGUCUGGAUAUUUAUUCUUGGAGCUGGUCAGCUUAUAAAGCACUGAUGAACUAAUGUUGUGCUGUGUUCUCAUGUCUUGAACUUUCAUUGCACUAAGUUACAAUUGAAAGCUAAAGUAACUGCUGUCCUGCUGGAGUGAAUGAAAAGGGUUGUGUGUAAAAGGUCAGUUAUUCUUAUGAGUGUUAUUGUGGUUAUGGUAAAGAGUGUCAUUUAUGUGUUUGUUUGGUUUAUGUCUGUCAGUGGACAGGUUCAUAAAUAUAGAUGUUCUCACACGGGUUGCAUUAAAAAGAAAAGUGAUAUGACUUA